AUGGCAACUCAUAAAAAAUAAGUAAACUCACUUUGUAACGUUCGCUUUUUUCCUGAUAAAAUCAAUUCGAGUAAUGGAAUGAAGGCACGUAGUCCAGCUAUUUUACCAUCUCAUAGAAUAUAAUAAUAACGAAGAGUUACAGUGAAUCUGUAUUAAUAAAAUUAGGAAGCACAACCUAAAAAACCUUAAUUAACUAGGUGUGAGAGUUUGGGCAUGUAACCCUAAUUUACAUCUUCAGAAACAUUAACUAAUUUACAUGAAUUAGAAAAUGAUAUUCUAUCUACUGAAGUGGAGACCAUAAGUAUAGAUAAAUUGUAGAAAUGGAGAAGGGCCUUAAUAGAAUAAUGUGAACUUAUAGAAAGAUAGUUGGGCAAGAAAGAAAUUGAUACACAUCAAUAUGCAUUUAGGGUUGUGCCUCAUACUGAAAUGAUUGAAAGGAGAAUAACUGAAGAAAUUUAGAAUAGAGAAAAAUUAUAGGCUUAGACUUCGUAGAUGAUUAAAUAUUAAGAAUAAGAAAUUAAUUAAUUACUUUCAAAAAUCUAAGCGUUGCAAGACUCACUCGAUAAAUGA
Molecule: messenger RNA, 570 nt
Organism: Paramecium sonneborni
Lineage: Eukaryota; Ciliophora; Oligohymenophorea; Peniculida; Parameciidae
Source: the annotation of a GenBank genome assembly